AUGCACCACUAUCCCACCCCGCACAACUACAAGGGUGCCCUCGACGUUCACAUCCACCGCAACUUCUUCGAGCACCCGGACGAGGGCGCUGUCGUCGUCACCGACCAUCACCAUCCCCACCCAUCCAUGGAGCCCGCGCACAUGUGGUCUGCAGGCUAUCCCACCUCCUUCCCGACCCCCCCGGGCUCCCGAGGCUCCCUGCUUGAGGAGUUGUACCACGACGACAUUCCCGAACACUCCGUGCCCCAGGACGUGUAUGUCGAUCACCGCCACCAGCAGUCCGCCGAGCCAGGCUUCCACGGAGGCAACUGGUCCGGCAUCGCUCAGACCGCGAACGGCCACCACCACGUCUCGCACGGGAUGCGGCACCCUCACGACAUCGCCAUGACGCGUCGCGCUACCUUCCCUUACGUCCGACACGACCGCGCCGAGCACAUCCCCUACAACACCCCGCCCUUCAUGGGCAGCGAUCACGACUCCGUGAGCUCCUACGGCUCGCGCCCCAGCACCGCCGCCAUGUACUCCGAGCCGCUCUCCCUGGACGGGUCGCCGCACAUGUCCAUGUGCGAGCCCAUGCACCCGGGCAUGGACGAGCCGUUCGCGCACACCGUCCCCAUGAACGGCUCUCCUCACCCCCCCUACCACGAUUUCCACCACCAUCACCCGCUAGACGGUAUCAAAACCGAGGAUGGCGCUAUCAUUGUUCCCUCCCAGAACGCUUGGAGCCGGCCUUCGUCCGCAGGCAUGCAGCCUCUUCCUUGCCUGGUGCCUCACGCCGGGCUUAUGGUCCAGCACACGGAUGACGCCGCGUCGAAGGAGACCCAGUACCUGCGGAGGCGCUGCUUCAACUGCCACACGACGGAGCCGCCGAGUUGGCGCCGUUCGACGCUCAACCCCGGCAAGAUCGUCUGCAACAAGUGCGGUCUUUACGAGCGCACCCACUUGCGCCCGCGCCCGCUGCGCUUCGACGAGCUCCGGGCAGGGAGCAAGACGCGCAAGCAGCCGAAGGUGAACAACUCGCCCAAGGCUGCCAAGGCGCCGCCGCAGAUGAUCAAGAAGGAGCCCACCGAGAUGGACAACGCGAUGCCUCGCCGCGCGUCUGUCUCGUCUUCUGCCUCGUCCGUGCACUCCGCCAGCAGCGACUGGGACGAUUCCGUGUCGGUCUAUUCGGGAGGAUCAAACCCACCCUCGUCGUUCAACUCGCCAUCCGCCUCUACCUUCCCCAUUCCGCGCGAUCCCCACUCGCAGUCCCCUCCUUUGGUCGCCCCCGAAGGCGGCAUUCGCCUGCCUAACGCCCCCCUCUCCGACAUCGCGUCCCUCCAGUCGAACGGCCCUUCGCCGCCUACGCCGCGUAAGGCCGCCACGAUGCCGAUUCCAUACUACCCCUCCUCCCCCGCACAGCAGGGUCAGCAGACCGAUUACUUCGUACGCAGAGGCUCGCUCCCUGUACCAGCGGAGGUGCAGCAGCAGCAGCGGCGGUCAGACGGCCCCAUGCCCGAGGUGACUGGCUGGCAGAGCAUCCCGAUGUCCGAGAUGGCCCCUUCAAAGGCCGCGCGGACGUCGCCACAGCCGAGCAAGACCGUCAUCGCCGCGUAG
Molecule: messenger RNA, 1596 nt
Organism: Dichomitus squalens LYAD-421 SS1
Lineage: Eukaryota; Fungi; Basidiomycota; Agaricomycetes; Polyporales; Polyporaceae
Exons: 2
Coding region: 1-1596 (531 amino acids)
Biological process (GO): regulation of DNA-templated transcription
Molecular function (GO): zinc ion binding; sequence-specific DNA binding
Source: RefSeq, a predicted model, not a curated record